AUCAUCCACCUGAUUAUCCAGCGAUUUGAUUCUCAAGCGAACGCCGAAGCCAUGGGGAAACGAGGAGCAGAGGAUCAACUGACCAAGGACGACGUCGAGGGCUCGCGAGGUAGGGACUCGGAUGGAGACGAGAUCGAAGAGGUCAGGAAAGAUGCAUCACAGGAAGCACUAGCCGGCAGAAAGAUCCGAGGCAUGCCCAAGAGAAAGGCUCCAGUCGGACAGACGACGUCAACAGCGAGUACUGCUGGUUCGUCGGCCGGGUUCGGAUCUACAGGAAGCACGCCUACCGCAGCAACCUUCUCUUUCGGAGCUCCGGCUGCCAAUCCCACCUCGUCGACCUCGAACGCUCCGACCUUUUCGUUUGGUAGCACCAACACCAGCUCGAGUGCAGGACCGACCACCUCGGCCUUUCCUGCUCCGUCCGGACCUAAACCCUUCACUGCAUUCUCCUUUGGCGCUCCUCCACCGACUUCCACGCCUAAACCGUUCGGAUCGGCUCAACCCGCUGCAUCGGAAGCCGCCGCACACGCACCUGCUGCGACUCCGGCUAAAUCGCCCUUCGCCACCUUUAGCUUUGGGAAGCCCGCACCUGCAUCCGUCGCACCCACCGCUCCAGCAGGGGCGGCGGCUGCGGCACCAGCUUCGAUCCCAGCUCCAGCUCCUGUAGUGCAAAAGGAAGAUGCCACCAAGAAACCGUCCCCAUUCUCAGGCUUUUCUUUCGGAGGUGCGACUGCCAAGCCUGCAGCCCCGGCGGCGUCUGCAUCAACGGUGGCUCCUGCUGCUUCUCAGUCUGCAUCCUCUUCUUCUGCUCCAUCUUUCUCGUUCGGCGCACCUGCUCCCCUGCCUACGACAGUCGCUAAACCGACUGAAAUGGCGCCGACGCCUGUUCCAGCCCCUGUCUCGAAGCCGACUGAAACUUCGGCAAUUGACACCGAAGAGAAAUACCUCACCUCGAUCCGGGGCCUCAAUACGUCGGUCAUCCGCGCUCUCGAGGUCGCAUUGAAGCAAGACCCUUUCCUUGACCUAGGGGAAGCUUUGGAAAGGAUGAAAAAAGAAUAUAGAACGCAUUUGAGUGAGAUCAAGAAGGAGGCUGGAAAGCCCGUGGACCUCGAGGUUGAGCAAGCGGAGAAGACGGGUAUGGAAGUGGACAAGGUACCAGCUGUGACCGGAAAGGCGGCACCGGCCGCUCCCGCGAGCGCCGUAGUACAGCCACCCAAGGUUGGCGCGUUUACCUUGCCUGCACCUGCUGCCUCGACCUCGUCCGCUUCGGCAAUGACUGGUGGAUUCAAGCCGGCUGCGCCAGUGAUGGGAUUCUCUUUCGGUGGCAAGACAAUCGAUGUCGGUGCAAAGCCUGCUUCGGAGGGCGCACCGGCCGCCUCGCCGUUCGUGCCCAAACCUGUCGAGGAGAAGACGGCCCCUAAACCUCAGGCUACUACCGCCGCUGCUGCGCUGGUACAGGGAAUGCUGGACGAGCCGCCUGCUCCGGUCACCGAGAAGACAGACAAACCGCCAGCGACCCCUAGCUCCAAAACGCCUUCUUUCAGCUUUGGAUCCACCACUCCUACUGCAUCUCCCGCUCCUCCUACCUUGAACAAACGUUCCUCGGCCAUCUUUGCCAUCAAACCCGAAGUGAGAAAGUCAACUGGAGGAGAUGCAUCGUCGAUGGUCAUCCCGCCGUCAUCGGGAGGUUCCAAUCCGGUGCCGUUCAUCUUCAAGGCUAGCAACACUGGGUUCAACAUGGGAUCGAGCGGGGCAACUGCACCGUCAGCUUCGACCUCGACACCUGCGCCUGCUACUACCGCGGCUUCUGGAUUCAGCUUCAGUCCGGCCAAAGCGAGGCAGAGCUCGGCUGGGUUCAGCUUCGGAAAGGCCGAUAGCCAAACUCCUACAGCCGCGGCUGGGGACGCUUCCUCAGCCACGAAACCUGCCCCAUUCUCGUUUGGCGCGCCGGCAACUUCUGGCUUUUCGUUUGGAAAACCCGCUGAGACGGCAGCUGGCGGGGCCGGUGCCAGCAAAUCCGUACCCAGUUUCAGUUUUGGAGCGCCGCCUGCUGCUAGCGGGACCGCCACGAGCGCACCGAAACCUCCCGUCUUCUCCUUUGGCGCUUCGGCAGCUGCUAGUGGCAGCUCUUCACCCGCACCUGUGACAUCAACCGAGACUGAAGGUGCAGAACAGGCUGAAGGUAGUGACCCAGCCGCACAGUCUGCCAAUCUGACUACAGGUCAGGGCGAGGAGGACGAGGAGACGUUGUGGGAGAACAAGGCUCAGAUCGGGACGUUGACGACGAACGACGAGGGUAAAAAGGUCUGGACCGAUUGGCGCGUGUGUAAAGUCAAGCUCAAGCGGGAAAACAAGAAGGCAGGACAGGCGGAUAGUCAGCCGAUGAGAAGAUUGUUGAUGCGUGUGGAUCCGUCCGGUCAUGUGUAUCAGAACUUUUCGCUACGAUCGAUUCACACCAUCAUGCCGCUUGGUCCCAGCGGUGUUACGUUAUCAGUUGCCGACCCAUCGGGUGGACUGAAACAGAUCGGAAUGAGGGUCGGGAAAAAGACGGAUUCUUUUGAUCCGCAACCAGUCUUGCAAAAAUUCAAGGCCGCCAUCAAUACCGAACGACGGGCGAUGAAAUUGGGCGAGGUAUAGAGACACGUCGAGGACCAAAUCGGCCACUCUUUUGUACAAC
This is a messenger RNA of Filobasidium floriforme, 2677 nucleotides long. RefSeq lists its product as uncharacterized. The transcript is spliced from 5 exons. Gene Ontology annotation, biological process: intracellular transport. NCBI's taxonomy places the organism in Eukaryota, Fungi, Basidiomycota, Tremellomycetes, Filobasidiales, Filobasidiaceae. Bases 52 to 2637 code for a protein of 861 amino acids. Gene Ontology annotation, cellular component: nuclear pore. The record is from RefSeq and is a predicted model, not a curated record.